Molecule: messenger RNA, 2588 nt
Organism: Cuculus canorus (common cuckoo)
Lineage: Eukaryota; Metazoa; Chordata; Aves; Cuculiformes; Cuculidae
Gene: TAS1R1
Product: taste 1 receptor member 1
Exons: 6
Coding region: 88-2583 (831 amino acids)
Biological process (GO): sensory perception of umami taste; G protein-coupled receptor signaling pathway
Cellular component (GO): membrane
Molecular function (GO): G protein-coupled receptor activity
Source: RefSeq, a predicted model, not a curated record
CAUCCUCUGCCUCCACACCGUACCCCGCUCCCUGUCCCGGUCCUCACCUCACCUCCUGCUCCAGCCCGGUCCCCGCCGAGCCCCGCGAUGCCGCUGCCCGCGCUGCUGCUGGUGUGCGCCGUGGCCUCCGCCGCCUCCCCGCGGGGCCGCUCUCCGCUGCGCCUGGCGGGGCUGUUCCCGAUGCACGGCGCGCCGCCGCCCGCCGCCCGCCCCGCGCUGCCGCUCUGCGACCGCCCUGCUGCCUUCAAGAACCACGGGUACUGCCUGUCCCAGGCCAUGCGCUUUGCCCUUGAGGAGAUCAACAAUUCCAGCUGCCUCCUGCCCGGCAUCUCCCUGGGCUACGACAUCCACGACACCUGCUCGGAGCCCGCCAGCCUCCGCGCCACGCUGCGUGCCCUGGCCCGUGGGGACAGCCAGGACAUCCAGCUGCUCCCCUCUUUCCGGCACUACCAGCCCCGGGUGGUGGCGGUCAUCGGGCCCGACAGCACCCGGCUGGCCCUCACCACGGCUGCUGUUCUCGGAGUCUUCCUCAUCCCAGAGAUCAGCUAUGAGGCCUCCCUGGAGACGCUGAGCCUGAAGCGGUACUACCCCUCGUUCCUGCGCACCAUCCCCAGCGACAGGCAGCAGGUGAACGCCAUCUUCCUGCUGCUGCAGCGCUUCGGCUGGACCUGGGUCGCGCUGCUGGGCAGCAACAACGCCUACGGCAGGGACGGCCUGGACACGCUCAACAAGAUGCUGGCAGCCAGCGAGGUGUGUGUCGCCUACCGAGGCAUCAUCCCCCUCAACCAGGAUUCCAAUAGUCCAGAGCUCCACAAUCUGGCCAGAAUCCUCACGGAGGUCAAGGUCAACGUCACUGUCGUCUUCGCCACCAAAGGAAGCGCCCGCGCGUUCUUUGAGGUCGUGGUCCAGAGGAACGUCACGGGCAUGGUGUGGGUGGGCUCUGAAGACUGGUCGUUAGCACAAACAAUCUGGCAGGUGCCGGGCAUCCAGGGGAUCGGCUCGGUGAUUGGGAUGUCGGUUGAGAAGACAGAGCCCAUGAUGCUGGAACGCUUCAAAUCUUGGAAGGCGGCAGAGGAAAGCGCUGCAGCUGAAUGCGCAGGCAGCAUGGGGGCAGACGGGGAAAUGGAAGGGAGCGCCCAGCUGGAAUGCACCCAGCGCUGCACUGGCUGCCACUUGCUUGCCACUGCCCCUGAUGCAUAUGAUGCUCAAGCCUCCUUCAACGUCUACUCGGCCGUCUACGCCGUGGCCCACGGCCUCCAUGACCUGCUGGGCUGUGCCUCGGGGGCCUGCAGCAACGCCACAGUCUAUCCCUGGCAGCUCCUACAGAAAAUCAAGCAAGUGAACUUCACCCUAUACAACAGCCGCAUCUCUUUUGAUGCCAACGGAGACAUUCGUAAAGGCUACAACAUCAUCAUGUGGAACUGGAGCGGCACGAACUGGGCGUUCGACGUGAUAGGAAAGUUCAGUAUAAACCCCGACCGGUUGAGCAUUGACCAGGGCAGAAUGCUGUGGCACACCAAAGAUCACCAGGCUCCCACCUCGAUCUGCUCCCAGGCCUGUCAGCCAGGAGAGAAGCGGCUGCAGCAGAGUCGCCACCGGUGCUGCUUCAGCUGCGUGGCCUGUCCGGCAGGAACCUUCCUGAACAGAUCUGACCUCUACAGCUGCCAGUCCUGCAGGCUGGACGAAUGGGCCCCGCCGAGGAGUGAAGUGUGCUUCAGCCGCACCGUUGAGUUCCUGUCCUGGUCUGAGCCCAUCUCCUUGGUGCUGCUGACCACUACCAUCCUCCUCCUGGUGCUCAUGGCAGGGCUGGCCGUCCUCUUUGCCAUGAAUGCUUCCACACCGGUAGCGAAAUCUGCGGGAGGGAAGAUGUGCUUCCUCAUGCUGGGCGCUCUGGCCUGCACCUGCAGCAGCCUCCUCUGCUACAUUGGGGAGCCCACCCGGCCCAAGUACCUGCUGCGGCUCUCUGUCUUUGCCAUCAGCUUCACCCUCUUCCUCUCAUGUGUGGCCACGCGCUCCUUCCAGAUCAUCUGCAUCUUCAAGCUGAACGCGCGCUGGCCGGCUCUCUACGAGGCGUGGGUUCGGCGUCGGGGCCCAGUGCUCUUCGUGGCCACCACCACGGCGGCCCAGGCUGUGCUGUGCCUGGCCAUGGAGGCCGCCAACCCCUCAGUGCCGCACAGGGACUACAGCUCAUUGGCCGAGCGGGUGCUGCUGGAGUGUGGCCCCAGCACAGCGGUGAACGAGACGACGGCCAUCGGCUACACUGUGCUGCUCAGCGCCUGCUGCUUCAUCCUCAGCUAUGCAGGCAAGGACCUGCCCGCCAGCUACAACGAGGCCAAGUGCCUCACCUGCGCCCUGCUCCUGCACCUCACCUGCUCCGCUGCCAUCUUCUGCACGCAGAGGGCCUUCCGCGGGCGGAAUGAGGCAAUAGUCCGGGCGCUGGGGGUCCUCUGCACGCUGGCUUCGCUGCUAGGCGGCUAUUUCCUCCCGAAGGCCUUCAUUAUCCUGUUACGGCCGCACCUCAACACCAACGAGCACUUCCAGAUGGCGAUCCAGCGUUACACGCGGCGCCUGGCCGAUUCCUGAGCCGC